AUGGCAUCGCUCUUUAAACAUCUCCGGGUUCAUCAGAUAUUCGGGGCGAACACCGACGUUGGGAAGACAAUCUUGACAACCGCUCUGGUUCUUGCAUCCGCGUCAAGAAAAAUUCCUGUCCAUUAUCUCAAACCUAUCAGUACAGGACCGCUAGAGGAAGCCGAUGACCACCACGUCAAACGCUAUGGCCGGCAUGAAGGAAGUCUCAUUUCUGCCGAAUGUUUAUUUCGCUAUAAAGAGCCAAUUAGCCCCCAUCUUGCCGCAAAAUUCAAUUUGCUGACAAUCCUCCAGCCCUCUGACGAGACAUUCAUUAAUGCCAUCGCGAAUCGUAUUCGAAGAUGCGCGGCAAACAUCAGAGAGCCCGCACACAUGUACGUAGAGACUGCAGGAGGCAUCCACAGUCCCACCGUCUCGGGCACAACCCAAGUAGAUUGUUACCGGCCCCUCUUUCUGCCAACUAUCCUGGUUGGAGAUUCAAAACUUGGCGGAAUAUCCACGACCAUUGCAUCAUAUGAGUCACUUCUUUUGCGCGGAUAUAUCAUUGAUGCCAUCGUAGUCUUCCGAGACCACUACUAUCGAAACUGGGAAUAUCUGAAUCCAUAUUUUCUAGAGCGUGGUGUGGAACUUUUUGUGGUCGAUCCACCACCACCCAUCCCGACUGACCCGUCGAAAAACCUCACAAUCACUGAAAACUACUAUCAAUCAAUUAUCUCUUCAGAAAAAGAGGAUGGAAUGGCUGCUAUUAUGAAUCAUCUUGAUACCAAGCACAAAAAUCGCCUCAACGAAUUGGAAUUCAUGCCUAGACGUACCCUCGACACCAUCUGGUGGCCCUUCGUUCAACACGGUUCUAUACAAAAGGAGGAAAAUGUGACUGUAAUAGACAGCGCUCACUCCGAUUUUUUCAGUGUAACAAGACAAAAUGCUUUGCACGACAAAUCAGUGAACGAAAGCGUUUUAGCUCCAGAGUUUGAUGGUUCUGCAUCUUGGUGGACGCAAACCUUUGGACACGCUCACCCGGCCCUAACACUGGCAGCUGCAAGGGCUAGUGGUCGCUACGGUCAUGUCAUGUUUCCCGAACAUAUUCACCUCCCCGCAUUGAAACUAGCUGAGCGCCUCGUUCACGGCGGUCCCGGAAAAGGCUGGGCUUCGCGUGCUUUUUUUUCGGAUAACGGCUCAACCGGAAUGGAGGUGGCCCUGAAGAUGGCCUUAAGAGCCUUCUCCGUCCGACACAAGCACGAAUUGGAGGGCAGAAAGAAAAAGGAACUAGGCGUUUUGGGAUUGAAGGGAAGUUAUCACGGUGACACGAUUGGAGCUAUGGACGCCUGUGAGGAGGGCGUUUACACAUGUGAAUGGCACAACGCGAGAGGUUACUGGUUUGAGCCUCCAACUGUCGGAAUAAGGGAUGGAGUUGUUACCAUUUCUAUCCCGCCUGCAUUUUCUGCAUCCACGCGCGGACACGAUAUGAAAGCAGAAUCCCUCUCUUGGGUUUAUGACAUCGAGGCUCGCUUGCGCUCCCCCCUUGCUUUGAUGUAUGGAUCUUUUAUCCAACAAACCAUGAAAAAACUUGAGCAAGAUGGCCCAAAGUUAGCUGCCCUUGUCCUUGAGCCUCUUGUUAUGGGAGCUGGAGGAAUGAUCUUUGUCGACCCCCUCUUCCAACGAGUCUUGAUUGAUGUGGUACGAGGAAGACGCUCAGGGCCUUCGUCCGAGUGGUCAGGAUUGCCUGUUAUCUUCGAUGAAGUGUUUGUUGGGCUCCAGCGUAUUGGAAUGGAAAGUACCAGUGCUCUGCUGGGUGUUCAUCCUGACAUCUCCGUGAACGCAAAGAUCUUGACAGGCGGUCUCGUCCCCUUAGCAGUGACUUUGGCUUCAAACUCCAUUUUUCAAGCCUUCUUGAGUGGUAACAAGGCGGAUGCUUUGUUGCACGGGCACUCCUAUACCGCCCACCCCAUUGGAUGCGAGGUGGCAAACGAAACGCUUUCAUUGAUCGAUAAAGUCACAGCCAGUGACAACUGGAAAGCUGCUCAAGCGAAAUGGGAUAAGCCUGAUGGAAGUCUGGGAAAGGUUUGGAGUUUGUGGGAUCCCGUUUUUGUCACGGAGCUCUCCAAACUUGAGAGGGUUGAAGAAGUUAUGACAAUGGGAUGUGUAUUAUCCAUUCAUUUGAAGGACGCAUCUGCUGGCUAUUCCUCUGAUUCUGCCCGGGCGUUGUUGGAACCACUCAAACAAUUCUCAUCUGCUCCUGGCGGUGCGCCAUUUGGGAUUCAUUUUAGGACACUAGGAAAUGUCGCCUACUUUAUGACGAGUCUCAAUACAUCGCCUUCGGUUAUUAGUUCUGUAGAGGACAGAAUUUGGCAGGCCAUAGCAGAGUAA
Messenger RNA from Laccaria bicolor S238N-H82, 2364 nucleotides. RefSeq lists its product as uncharacterized. Gene Ontology annotation, biological process: biotin biosynthetic process. The transcript has 6 exons. Gene Ontology annotation, molecular function: S-adenosyl-L-methionine:8-amino-7-oxononanoate transaminase activity; dethiobiotin synthase activity; pyridoxal phosphate binding. Lineage: Eukaryota; Fungi; Basidiomycota; Agaricomycetes; Agaricales; Hydnangiaceae. The record is from RefSeq and is a predicted model, not a curated record. Bases 1 to 2364 code for a protein of 787 amino acids. Gene Ontology annotation, cellular component: mitochondrion.